This is a messenger RNA of Adineta steineri, 2108 nucleotides long. NCBI's taxonomy places the organism in Eukaryota, Metazoa, Rotifera, Eurotatoria, Adinetida, Adinetidae. The record is from the annotation of a GenBank genome assembly.
UAUACAUAUUAACGAUGACAACAUCUAUAUUACCAGAAAAAUAUAUUCGUUAUGAACCACCAAAACAAGGUCUUGAACGAAAACGAUCUUGUACAGGUGAUCCAAAACAACUUCUUCACCCAACAGAUAGUCAAGGAAAUCUUUGUGGUUCAGGCAAUUUCUUAGAUCGACCAUAUUCAUAUUUUUUUGAUUGGACACAAUGUAUUAAAAUAUUGAAUUUAGGUGCAAAUAUAUUAAAAGGUCGUCCAUUUGUUUGUCCAACAACACAAGUUUGUGUUCAACAAUGUCCAAAUAUAACAACUUAUUAUAAAUUUGGAAAUUAUUAUAACAAUCGUAUAUGUACGUAUGAUGUUAAUGCAACAGAUCAUGACAAUCAACAAUUAGUUGAAACUGGCAAAUGUGCAUCAUAUAUCAUAGCUAGUAAACCACUUUUUGGUCGAUGUGUUCCAUCGGAAAUUGAAAGUCUAACAAAUACUAUCAUUCAAGCACCAGAUGCGAAUGGUAUCAAUCAAACAGUAUUUGAUUCAAAAGGACAACCAUUGAAUAGUACAAAACUUGAACAAGGUGUGAAUUAUUUAAUUGAUUUAUUGAAUUUGAAACAAGUUGGAGCAUUUCUUGUUGAAGAUUUAACAAUAGCAUGGAAAUAUAUUUUAGCUGCUUUAGCUUUUGCUGCAAUUAUAUCGUUUGUAUGGAUUGUGUUAAUGCGUUGGCUUGCUAAACCCAUUGUUUGGCUUGGUAUACUUCUAUUUAUUUUUAUAUUAGGAGUUCUUACUGGUUUAGCAUUUUAUGAAUUUAAUCAACUUCGUAUAAAAAAUGAUAAUCAAAUAUAUACAGGAUUUAAAUUUGUUCUUGAUGCAAAUUAUUAUCGAAAUUUACCAAUAACAUGGUUAGUUAUUGGAUGUAUAUUAGCUAUUCUUUUAAUUAUAUCAAUUCUCGUAUUUUUGGCAUUAAUGAAACGUUUAAGAAUUGCUUUAGCUAUACUUAAAGAAGCAUCAAAAGCUGUUGGUUAUAAUAUUUUUAGUCUAUUUUGGCCAUUAAUUCCAUUUUUAUUACAAAUUGGAAUAUUUGCUUAUUGGUCUGUUGUCGCUAUUUGUUUAGCUACAGCAGGAAAACCUAUUUAUCGCAUAGCAUAUAAUGAAACAAUAGCAAAUACAACGAAUGUACAAUUAGGUGAUAUAUGUGAUCCAAAUAAAUGGAAUAAUAGUAAUACAUCAAAUAGUGCAUGUGUUUUUUGGGAAUAUGGAUAUGAUCCACAAGUGGAUUUAGAUAGUAUACUCAACGGUACUGGUUAUCAUUUUAAAUCAUUUAUAAUUUUUGUUAAUCAACAUCAAUGGAUUCCACAAAUUUUCUCUGCUUUUAUGUUAUUUUGGUUAACAGCUUUCGUUAUUGGAUUUAGUCAAUUAGUUCUUGCCGGUAUAUAUGCACGUUAUUAUUGGGAACGUGAACGAUUUGGUGUUCCAUGUUCAUCAUUAGGUGCCUCUCUUUUUCGUGCACUUGUAUUUCAUCUUGGUACAAUAGCAUUUGGUUCAUUAAUCAUCGCAAUUGUUAAAGUUAUUCGUGGUAUAUUAGAAUAUUUCGAAGAAAAAGUGAAAGAUAAAACAGGCAAUAUUGCUCGAUGUUUAUUCUGUUGUUGUCAAUGUUGUUUAUUUUGUUUGGAAAAAUUUUUAAAAUUUCUUAAUCGUAAUGCUUAUAUUAUUACUGCUAUAUAUGGUACAAGAUUUUUUACAUCUGCAAGACGUGCUUUUCAUUUAAUUGUUUCAAAUCCACUUCGUUUACUUGUUAUUGAUAAAGUAUGUGAUUUUUUAAUAUUUCUUGGUAAAUUAUCUAUAACAGCUGGUAUGGGUAUUCUUGCUUUUUUCUUUUUUACACAUCGAAUUGCGCAAGCAGAAAAAUUUGUACCAGAAUUACAUUAUUAUAUUGUACCACUACUAUUAAUUGUUAUUGGUACAUAUAUUAUUACAACAUGUUUCUUUUCGGUUUAUGCAAUGGCUGUUGAUACACUAUUCAUUUGUGCAAUACAAGAUAUACAAUUACACGACAGUAAUGCCGAUCAUCAAUUAAUGAUGCCAAAAGGAUUGAAAAAAGUAUUUCAAGUUAAAGACAAAUAA